AUGUUCGUGUUGAACAAAGAAUGUCGUGUUUGUUACGAAUCACUUCCAAGGUCUUCUUUUCGUGAAAUCACAGUAAAUUGUGACCAUGGAUUAUUUAUUUGUAAAUCGUGUGUUAGUAAACAUAUUUCAACCCAACUAGAUAGUAAAGGUGAUGUGGGAAUUAAUUGUCCGUUUGACAAUUGUGGAGAAAAUUUGGAGUAUCAUGAUGUCAAAAAACAAGCCAGCAAAGAAGUAUUUGAUAGAUAUGAUACCUUAACGCUUCUUCAAGCUUUGAGACAAAUGCCAGAAUUUAGAUGGUGUAAAAAUUCUGGAUGUGGUUCCGGUCAGAUUCAUUUUGAAGGAGAUGAUGCUCCUAUAAUGACUUGUGAAGCUUGUGGUGAAAAAUCCUGUUAUACCCAUGAUGUUCCUUGGCAUAAAGAUUUAACUUGUGAUGAGUAUGAUGUUAAUAGAAGAGGUGAAGAUGAGGCCACUCAAGAUAUGCUCGAUAGAGAAACCAAACCAUGUCCCAAAUGUGGUGUAAGAAUCAUUAAAUAUGAAGGAUGUAACCACAUGACUUGUAGAAUUAGCAGUUGUAAAUAUGAGUUUUGUUGGUUGUGUUCGGCUGAUUUUAAUGAGAUUAGGGCAAAUGGAAAUACAUCCCAUAAAUCUACUUGUCAAUUGUAUGCGUAA
Messenger RNA from Funneliformis geosporum, 669 nucleotides. NCBI's taxonomy places the organism in Eukaryota, Fungi, Glomeromycota, Glomeromycetes, Glomerales, Glomeraceae. The record is from the annotation of a GenBank genome assembly.